AUUUUGUCUGUUUUCUACACGACUUUAACUCAAAGACAUUUUCUCAAACAGAUGGUGCUCGCUCCGAACUAAAAACCAGCCCUAAAGUGAGUCUACCUUGUUUUUUUCUCCAAUUCAAAGGAGGGAAAAAACGAAAAACGAGACACGAUAAGCUGAGUGAUGCGAGAGAGAGAGAAACAUGGAAGGAGUUGAGCUUGAACUAGAGAGAAGAAGCAAGUUCUUGAACAGCUUGAUACAGCAGAAGAAGAAAGCUAAAGAGCAGCAGGACCUUAAAGACGAGUUCAAUGUUCGUGUUAGAGCUUCCGACAUGCCUCUCCCUGUGCAGAACAGGGCUUUCAGUUUGUCCCGUGAGCUCUUGAAUUCCACGCCUGGUAAAGCCGACAACAAAAGACUCGCUCUUGCCCUUAAAAAGGACUUUGAUUCUGCAUAUGGCCCUGCUUGGCACUGCAUUGUUGGGACCAGCUUUGGCUCAUACGUCACUCAUUCCAUAGGAGGGUUCAUAUAUUUCCAGAUCGACAAGGUUUAUGUUCUUCUAUUCAAGACUGCUGUGGAACCCUUAGAUCACCAAUGAGAAAGUUCAUCUAAUUCUAAAAAAAAAUGAGAAUCUGCAGUUAUUCCUUCCCUUUUGAUUCCUCUGUCAUGUAUUCAGUUCAAACUACUUAUUCAAUGUGUUAAUCUCCCAAAGACUAAAUCUUUGAUACAAAUCAAGAAUAGGUAUUGUGACUCAUCAUAUUAUGUAUCGUUUUCGCCAAAAAAAGAAUGCUGACGUAAGCCUGUCUGUUUAGUACAUAAUGAGUUUGGUAA
Molecule: messenger RNA, 804 nt
Organism: Eruca vesicaria subsp. sativa (arugula)
Lineage: Eukaryota; Viridiplantae; Streptophyta; Magnoliopsida; Brassicales; Brassicaceae
Source: the annotation of a GenBank genome assembly